GACGAUUUGUUUUUCCUUUUUGGGUCAGUGCCAAAGAUUGGGAAUAUGCAGCGGAGGAGUUUUUGAAGACGUAUCCUGAAGAUCUCAUUGUUCAUUGCAGUAAACGUAAUUACUCGACAUUGACACUUGAUGGCGUUGACGUGAUGGGAGGAAGACUGGCAGAAGAGAUUUUGUUGGUUAUCAAGAGACAUCCAAAUGUUCAAAAGCUCUCCUUCAUAUGCCAUUCAUUAGGCGGAUUGAUAGCAAGGUAUGCCAUUGCAAAGCUUUAUGAGCAAAAAGAAGAUGUCCAAGUGAAUGGAGAGUAUAACAAACAUGGGUCUAGAGAUCAAAGCAAUGGCGAGGAGUUUAAAGAGAAAAUUGCAGGGCUGGAACCAAUUAAUUUUAUAACAUUUGCAACCCCACAUCUUGGUUCAAGAGGGCAUAAACAGGUCCCUAUGUGUUGUGGAUUUUAUGCCCUGGAAAAAGUGGCUAUUUGCACAUCAUAUUUAUUUGGUAGAACUGGGAGACAUUUAUUUUUACUUGACAAGGACAGUGGAAACUGCCCCCUUCUUCUUCACAUGGCUGGCGAUCAUGAAGAUCUCAAAUUCUUAUCUGCUUUGCAGUCGUUUAGGCGGCGUGUUACGUAUGCUAAUAUGCGUUACGAUAACGUUGUUGGGUGGAGUACGUCUUCUAUAAGGCGUCGCACGGAGUUGCCGAAGCUCAAAGGUUUAUCAGGAGAUGGCAAAUAUCCAUACAUUGUAAAUGUUGAAACCCCAAAAGUUUGCAGUCCUCAAUUAUAUGUGUUGACUGGGGCCAAAGCCAAUAGAUUCAAGAAAACUGAGGUGGAAGAAGAAAUGAUCAAACGUCUAUCAAGCGUGGGCUGGGAGCGGGUCGAUGUUGACUUCCACAGAAGUAAACAAAGAAAUAAUGCACAUCUUACCAUUCAGGUCAACAGGUACAGAGUCAAUUCUGAUGGGGCCUGUGUGAUCCAACAUAUGAUUGAUAAUUUUCUCUUGUAGCAUGUGACGAAUUGAAUUAUUGACCAUUGAUUUCGAGCUUCGGUAGGGAAGGACGCCUGGUUUUGCUUUGGGUUGAUCGUUCCUAAUAACAUCUGUACUUAGCCUGAAUUGGAUUGAAUAUCAGCUUCAUAAUUGUA
Molecule: messenger RNA, 1135 nt
Organism: Cucurbita pepo subsp. pepo (vegetable marrow)
Lineage: Eukaryota; Viridiplantae; Streptophyta; Magnoliopsida; Cucurbitales; Cucurbitaceae
Source: RefSeq, a predicted model, not a curated record